AUGAGCACCUCGAGGGAGGAGUCUCCAGAUUGGCUGCGCUCUUUCCAGGUACCAUCAACUCAUUCAACGGUGUCAUUAUCGUCAGAUUCCGAGUCUUCACUGAAUGGUGUUCCUUCAGGGGAGGAUCAAUCUGAUUGCCAAGUACUGUCUCCACCUAAAUCUUCUAAAAUUCCCGAUGAAGAUGAGAGUUUAGAUAAAACUCUUACGAAAUCUGUUGCAGAGUCUCCAUCAAAAAGGAGAUUAAAAAGCAACUCUCCGAAGCAAGGGAAAAACGUAGAAGAUCAAAUAUCCCCGAAAAAGAAGAAACUAGACAAACCCAAGGAAGAAGGAAAUUGUGGUGAUGUGGAAGUUGCAGAGGAAGAAGCAUCCGACAAGCCUGUUGAGCCUCAUGUAUCCUCGAAGUUGCCUUUGGUGGUCUCUGAAAAAGUCCAACGUUCAAAGGCACUUGUUGAGUGUGAAGGAAAUUCAAUAGAUUUGAGCGGUGAUAUGGGUGCUGUAGGACGGGUAAUAAUUUCAGAUUCUAAAUCUGCAAAUCGGGAAAUGUACCUUGAUUUGAAAGGUACCGUAUACAAAACAACAAUAGUUCCUUCCAGGACAUUUUGUGUUGUUAGCUUUGGUCAAUCAGAGGCAAAGAUUGAAGCUAUCAUGAAUGACUUUAUUCAGCUGAAACCACAAUCAAAUGUUUAUGAAGCUGAAACAAUGGUUGAAGGAACCCUAGAUGGUUUCUCAUUUGAUUCGGAAGAUGAAACUGACAAACUUCCUAAAGCCAUUCCGCAUCAAACUAAUCAAAACGAGGAGGAUGUUGAAGAACAAACUAAGGGGAAAACCAAGGGGAGAGCUGAGAAAGCAUCGACUGUUGUAAGGAAGAGGGGUAAAACUGCUGGAGGGAAGCCACAGCCAACGAAGAAAGCAAGAAAGAAAACUCAAGUUUCCAAGAAAGCCAAGAGCAAAAAAUGA
This is a messenger RNA of Prunus armeniaca (apricot), 957 nucleotides long. The record is from the annotation of a GenBank genome assembly. NCBI's taxonomy places the organism in Eukaryota, Viridiplantae, Streptophyta, Magnoliopsida, Rosales, Rosaceae.